UCUUCACUAUAAUUUGUGCAAAUACGUCAUUCCUCGACCAGAUGUAAAUUACAAUAAAAUUAAAAUGAGACCAGACAGUGAAAUGUCUACAAAACAUGUUCACAAUGAUGAAAACGAUAAUCUCAGUCAACGUAAUGAAGAAACAUCAAUAGCCAUCGAACUUGACAUCGAAAGGAAGGAAAUGAACAAUUUAACAUUCACGGAAAACAAAAAAGAUAACAAACUUCACAAUGAGCUUGAAACCCAAGAGCAAAUGCAAGAAAAUGGGGAAGACGUCGUUGAUACAAAUAUUCCUACAAAACAGGCUAACAGCUACGCCGCAAAGAAAACCGUAGCUCAAGGAAUGAUGGAUAUAGCUCUGAUAACAGCAAAUGCCAACCAACUGCGCUACAUAAUUGAAUUCAAUCGCAACAGCUCAACCUAUUAUUUAAAUUUGUGUUUAAUUGUAAUUUCUUUAGUUUUACAGGUGGGAGUGGGGGUGUCUUUAAUAUUUAAAGGUAAAUACGACUUGAAAGGCGAAUCGAAACAUGCAAACGCAAAAAGAAUAAAUAAUUACGUUGUAGUCGGUAUAUUCUUAGUUACAAUAAUAAAUGUGUUCAUAGCGAGUUUUACGAUCACUGGAAAUAGUAAAUAAUUUCAAAUAAAAAUCUGUACAAUGAGUAAACAGCUUCAUGAAAUUAUAUUAAUAGGUACCCUUGUUUUAACCAAUUUUUGUAAUAUACCGAGGGUAGUCAUAAAGUAAUACACCAAAUACAGUAAAUUAUCAUAUGAUAUAUUAAGGGCCGGUUGCAUAAACGCAAAUCAAAUUUAAUCU
Messenger RNA from Zophobas morio, 814 nucleotides. Its product is annotated as ninjurin-A-like. Gene Ontology annotation, biological process: tissue regeneration; cell adhesion. NCBI's taxonomy places the organism in Eukaryota, Metazoa, Arthropoda, Insecta, Coleoptera, Tenebrionidae. The transcript has 4 exons. The record is from RefSeq and is a predicted model, not a curated record. Gene Ontology annotation, cellular component: membrane. The coding region runs from base 65 to 634 and encodes 189 amino acids.